Messenger RNA from Trichobilharzia regenti, 2166 nucleotides. NCBI's taxonomy places the organism in Eukaryota, Metazoa, Platyhelminthes, Trematoda, Strigeidida, Schistosomatidae. The record is from the annotation of a GenBank genome assembly.
GAUUUGUUGGCUAAAUCCCCUGAAAGAUAAUCAUGUCUGCAGACUGACUCGAUAUAAUGCUGUCUUCUGCAUAAUCCAAGUUAGCAGCAUUACUAUUCAGUGAUGAAGAAGUUCAUGGUAUUAUUUGUAAAAACUGAGUAAAUUUCAACUGGUGUUACAAUGCGUUCUGCGAACAUCAGUCAGUCCUACACAGCAUACUGAGAGUCCGGAAAACAAAAGGAUAUUUUACUCCCCCUGACUGGCUUCAAUGUAGAACUUUGCACAAAUGUGUAGCAGUUCGAGUUGCCACACUCCCUCCAUGUAGCACACAAAGCAAGAGAAGAGAGUAAAGAGAGAUACUAAACAGAAAUCUGAAGCAAAAAGAAAAGUAAUACGGAAGAGCUAUAUAAUUUUAUUGGGUAUUAUAAAUCACAAAUAGUGAAUGCAUCUGCACCAACCAUUGAAAACUAUUUUGACACAAAUUAUCAAUUGUCUCCAGCCGUCAUUGGUUUUUACCAUCCCUAGGACCUCAACCAGGUAGUCUACACCUCCUUAAACUGACUGUUGUGGAUUUCAUUGACUGAUGAAGCCAUGUUUUAUUUUGAUUACCACUGGUUCUUUUCUAACCUAAUCCUACACAGGCUGAUAUUGCCUAUUGUCGAGGAGGAGUGAAACGCAGUUGAUAUAAGUGGUAUACAAACUACUCAUCUCAGUCCAUCAGUAGUAUAUAGUCUGAAGACAAAGAAGAUCUUUAUAUUUUCAUGUAUCUACUCAAGUUAUUGUGUCCUGCUUAUUUCAGUAAUGCGAUACCCUUAUCAGCUAAAAAUAUAAGCCAAAUUUUUAAAAACUUGAAUCAUUAUACCAACUGUUUUAUCUUAUCAGGGUGAUUUAAUUUAGUAAAGUGAUAUGACACAUUUUCAUUUUGUAUUAAAUUUGUGAAAUAUUGUUAAUUGUCAUCUACACAUUGACGAAAUGGAUUUCUUUAAAUUUCGCUGAUAGUUUCCGCUGUCUAUAAAUGUGUAUUGAUUAGUCUAGUGGUUUAAGUGUCUGUUAGUCACAGUUUGUUGAUUUCACCUGCAUAUCACUUUUACUUAUUCUGUUAUAUGCAUAUUUCUUUGUUGUUAUUGUUGCUAUUAAUGCAUGUUAACUCUUCCUUACUUGUAGUAAACAAAAAUGGAUAAACAGAAAUCGAGGAAAAAACGCAAAGCUUACUAUCGAAAGUGUGCAGCAGCUUCCAAGAAAUCACGUGUGAAUGACCCAAAUAAUUCUCAGACUGUCGUACCGAGAAAUCUGCAGCCCGCUCAUAUUGAAACUUAUCGUUUAUUGAAUCAUACAUUAGAUGAAAUAUCAGGCAAAUGUGAUAUAUCAAAACCUGAAAAAACCGGAGAAAAUCAAAAUCAUGAUCCAGUGGAUAAAGAUAGCACGGUAGUGGAUUCUGAAUCUACUAGUGUAGUUGCUGAUGAAAAGGAUGAGGAUGUAGAGGAUAUAUAUGCUCAGUUGCUUCGUGAAAAUUGUUCAACAAAUCUGAAUAGCUCCGGAAAGAAGUGUUCUUUUUAUCCUGUAAAAACGCAUAUCAGUAAUUGUUCUUUUAUCCUGCAUCGAACGGAUAUAGUUUGCCCUGCAGAACUUUGCCAUCGUCUGUAUCAAAGAUUGCUGUCAACUAGCGAUGCAGAAUCGCGUCAUGUUCUUCGCUUAAUGCCUGUUGUAAAUACUUGUCGCUCAGACCUUCCAGUACUGUAUACUUGUCUACAGCAAGUGUGGUCGCAGUUCCUUGGUUUACCGUCAGAUGAGCUGAAUCCUAAAAAUACGGAUUCACCGGAGUCUGAAAUUAAAAUUCCUUUAGAGGAAACAUGUGCUCAGAAAAGUUGUGUAACUUUCCAUGUACCAAAGCAAACUGCAGGUGAGAGUACUUUGAAAGGACCAAAAACGUUCAUGAUUAUUUUCAAAGCUCGUGGCUAUAAGGCUAUUACUCGUGACGAUGCAAUACAUGCCACAAUUAAAGCAAUCAAGUCAGUGGAUUCCUCAUGGGAGAUAUGCAAUUCAUCACCUUCAGUUGUAAUUUCGAUAACUGUUCUUUGUAAAAUAACGUGUAUCAGUUUACUUGAGAAUUUUUUCACAUAUCGCAAAUAUAAUGUUGCAGAAAUCUUCACACCGUCAACUGUUGUAGAUAAGACUGAACAAUCAUAA